This is a messenger RNA of Neoarius graeffei (lesser salmon catfish), 4095 nucleotides long. Its product is annotated as endoplasmic reticulum aminopeptidase 1-like. Bases 64 to 2829 code for a protein of 921 amino acids. Gene Ontology annotation, biological process: peptide catabolic process; proteolysis. Gene Ontology annotation, molecular function: zinc ion binding; peptide binding; metalloaminopeptidase activity. The transcript has 18 exons. Gene Ontology annotation, cellular component: cytoplasm. NCBI's taxonomy places the organism in Eukaryota, Metazoa, Chordata, Actinopteri, Siluriformes, Ariidae. The record is from RefSeq and is a predicted model, not a curated record.
CUUUCACUCUCCCGGACUGUGAGCGGUUUGUUUCAGCGCAGAGUCACUCAGUUUCUGGAGAACAUGUCCUUCCUGGUUCUCCUCCUGUGUUUGUUCUUCGUGUCGUCAUCUUGGACUGCAGUGACACAAACCAGUGAAGAAAGCGAGUCCUCUUUUCCAAAAUCGACCAGUGGAGAGACGUUCCCCUGGAACAAGAUGAGGCUUCCUCAGACCGUCUCUCCAUUCCAUUACACUCUCUUCAUCCACCCCAACCUCACCAGCCUCGACUUCACAGGGAGCGUGAAGAUCCGAGUGGACGUCCUCCAGGACACACACACCGUCGUCCUCCACAGCAAGGAGCUCAACAUCUCCAGGGCUGGUCUCCGGGGCUUGGCUGAAGGUCAGAGCCAGGCUCUCAGGGUUCUGGAGUAUUCGGCCUACCAGCAGAUCGCUCUCAUCAGCGAACACAUGGUGCUGAGGAAGGGAGCUGUGUAUGUCAUCGAGCUGGAGUUUGCAGCCAAACUGUCUGAGAGCUUCCUUGGGUUUUAUAAAAGCACGUACCGCACCAGCGAUGGAGAGGAACGGGUGUUGGCCUCCACUCAGUUUGAGCCGACCAGCGCACGAUCAGCGUUCCCCUGUUUCGAUGAACCUGCUUUUAAAGCCAACUUCUCUAUUCACAUUCGCCGAGAGAGCAGACACAUCGCCAUCUCCAACAUGCCCAAGCUGAGGACGCUGGCUCUCCCAGGAGGUCUGUUUGAGGAUCAGUUUGAUGAAAGUGUGACGAUGAGCACGUACCUGGUGGCCUUCAUCGUGUGUGACUUCCCGUCCAUCAGCAAACACACUCAGCAUGGAGUCAAGAUCUCGGUCUACACUGUCCCUGAGAAGAUCAACCAGGCCGAGUUUGCUCUGGACGCUGCAGUGAAGCUGUUGGACUUCUACGAUGAUUACUUCGACAUUCCCUAUCCUCUACUUAAACAAGAUCUGGCUGCCAUCCCGGACUUCGAGGCAGGUGCUAUGGAAAACUGGGGUUUGACCACCUACAAAGAGACAGCACUGUUGUUUGACCCCCACAAGUCCUCAGCCUCUGAUAAGCUGGGCAUCACCAUGAUCAUCGCACAUGAGCUCGCUCAUCAGUGGUUCGGUAAUCUGGUGACGAUGCAGUGGUGGAACGAUCUCUGGCUGAAGGAGGGCUUCGCUAAGUUCAUGGAGUUUGUGUCUGUGAACAUCACCAACCCCGAGCUGCAAGUGGAGGACUAUUUCCUUGGGAAGUGUUUCGAGGCGAUGGAGGUGGACUGUUUAAGCUCCUCUCACCCCGUGUCCAUCCCUGUGGAGAACCCGGCUCAGAUACAGGAGAUGUUCGAUGAUGUGUCUUAUGACAAGGGUGCGUGUAUCCUGCACAUGCUGAGGGAGUUCCUGAGCCCUGAAGACUUUAAGAUGGGGAUCGUUGCCUACCUGAAACGCUACAGCUACCAGAACACCGUCAACACACACCUGUGGGAGAGUCUGACCGCUAAGCAGCACUCUGAAGACGAGGUGGACGUCAGGGUGAUGAUGGACACGUGGACCCUGCAGGAAGGCUUCCCGCUCAUCACGGUGGAGGUCAGAGGUCGUGAAGUGCGCCUGAGUCAGGAGCGAUACCUGAAGGGCGACGACUCGUCCCAAACCUCUGGAUUUCUGUGGCAUGUUCCGCUGACCUACAUCACCAGCAGCUCGAGUACAGUGCAUCGCUUCCUGCUGAAGACCAAGACAGAUGUGCUGUACCUGCCUGAGGAAGUGGACUGGAUCAAGUUUAACGUGGAUAUGAGCGGAUAUUACAUCGUCCAUUAUGAGGGCUCGGGCUGGGACGACCUCAUCACUCUGCUCAAUCACAACCACACGGCUCUGAGCAGCAACGACCGGGCCAGUCUCAUCAACAACGCCUUCCAGUUGGUCAGUGUGGGGAAGCUGCCGCUGGACAAAGCCCUGGACCUGUCGCUGUAUCUGAGCCGGGAGACGGAGAUCAUGCCCGUCACGCAGGGCUUCAGUGAGCUCGUGCCACUUUACAAGCUGAUGGAGAAGAGGGACACGUUGGAGGCACUGGAGCACCAGAUGAAGAGCUACAUCGUGCAGCUGUUCCGCAAGCUCAUUGAUCAGCAGGUGUGGAGUGAUGAUGGGUCGGUGUCUCAGAGAAUGCUGCGCAGUUAUCUGCUCCUGUUCGCGUGUGUGAGGGGUCACCCGCCCUGCAUCUCCACCGCCAACGAGCUCUUCAACAAGUGGAAGGAGUCUGAUGGCAAAAUGAGUCUUCCUAACGAUGUGAGCCUGGCAGUGUUUGCGGUCGGGGCUCGCACCGAGGAAGGAUGGAACUUCCUGUUUGAGAAGUAUCGUGAAACAAUCUACACGUCUCUGAAGAGACGGAUCAAGUCAGCCCUGUCCAUCACUCCCCUCGCUCACAAACUGAAAUGGAUGAUGGAGCAGAGUUUGGAGGGUUCGGUGAUGAAGACUCAGGACCUGCCAUACGUCGUGGUGUCCAUCAGUAAGAACCCUAAUGGUCAUAAACACGCCUGGGAGUUCCUGAGGGCAAACUGGCACUCGCUGGUGAAGAAGUUUGACCUUGGUUCCCACUCCAUAGCGCACAUGGUGAUGGGCGUGACCAGUCAGUACUCCACCAGAGAGAAGCUGGAGGAGAUUCGCAGCUUCUUCGGUUCUCUGAGCGCUGAGACAGGCUCUGAAAUGAGGUGCAUCCAGCAGGCACUGGAGACCAUAGAGGAGAACAUCCGCUGGAUGGACAAGAACCUGCCGCUGCUGCAGGCCUGGCUGGAUAAGAACCAUCCGGAAGCACAGAAGCGCUACGACCUGCACACGGACCUGUGAAGAUCUAGAAUCAGCUAGGACCUGAACACCCGCCUGAUCACGGGCCUGAAACAGCUACAAGAAGAAAACAGUCAGGUGUGUGUGUGUGUAAAUGAUUUACAAAACACACACUGAAGUAAAACGCAGAUACGUAUCUCUUUGGAGAAGAUUCACGUGGACACUUGAAACAUCUUUAGUUCCUAAAUAUUUGGUGCGUUUUUAUUCCCUAUUUAUGUUCAGAGAAAACAUUUGUGAUCCUGAAGGUACGCUUGAUUCUGAGACCGAAUGUUUUCGGACAGCCUGAUAUCGGCCUGGGUGGGUUUUUAAAGGAUUUAUUUGUUUUGUUUUUAUUUGUCUUUGUUCUACAUAAGCCAGUAUCUCACUGGGCUGUGACAGCUUGCGACAAAUUGCGAACGUCAUUCGCGAGAGAGUUUCAAAAGUGUCUUGAAACAUUCGCGGGGCUUCUCAAUUUCCUCGCAUGAGUCGCAAAGUGUCGCUCCUUCAUUGCUGAAAUUUUGAACACGUUCAAAAAAUUAGCGCGACAAAAUUUCUCUCGAAAUAGCCGCAAACACGUCGCUGGUGUCGCAAAGCCGUCACAAACACUUCUCAAGUCAGUUUUUGUGAGACAGGAAGUGCGAGUGUAUCUCACUGGGCUGCGACAGCCUGCAACUAGUUGGAGACACAACAAUUGCGGUAAAAUAUGCGAAUAUCAAUUCAGUGUGAUUCCAAGUGAAAAUUUGCAUAUUUUAUCGCAAUUGUUGUGUCUCCAACUAGUCGCAGGCUGUCGCAGCCCAGUGAGAUACUACCCUUACUUUGUCACAGCUCUUAUUUCUGAUUUCUCUCAUGGAUUUUGUAAAGUGAUGACACAUUUGAGAAGCUGCUAUUAUUAUUAUUAUUAUAAUAUGAUGGAUUUAAAGGCAAUAAAGUGAAUUUUAGCACAUAUUUCUGAAUAAGUGAAAAUGUCCAGACUAUUCUUUCUGACUGUGAGAAAAACAUCCAUCUUAAUUUAACAUAAAUACAAAAUAAUUCUUUUUUUUUUCCAGUGCACUAAAUGUACUAUUCCUAAUUUCAGCUUUUUUUUUUGGGUUCAGAAAAGGCACUUUUGUGAUUUUAAAUUUGAGCCCUAACUUUUUUUUAGACGUCUUGCUGUUGGUCAACUGCUGGUCCACUGGUUUCUUUCACACUGUAUUUUUAUUUUAUUGCUGAUUUUUUUUUUUUUUGUGCAGAUCUCAGUGAAAUGUUUUGAUAGAUUAGAUAUAAAUUUUGAAAUAAAACUUACCUUUUAAA